AUGCUUUCAGCAUGUCCUCCAUCUCAUUUCACGUGUCGCGACGGCACGUGCAUUCCGCUGUUCUGGAAGUGUGAUUCAAACAGAGACUGUGAUGAUGGCUCCGACGAGCCGCCCGAGUGUGCUCACUCGCUGGGCUGCCUGGAGGGCCAGUUCCGGUGCACGGGCACACAGAAAUGCAUCCCCAGCGGAUGGCUCUGCGACGGCGACUUCGACUGUGGCGUGCACAAGAAAACGCUGCAAGUGGACACUUCGGAUGAGAACAACGACAAGUGCGCCAAUGUGACGAAGUGUCCGGUCAAUAAAGUGGCAUGCAAGCCGGGCGUUUGUCUGGAAAUUGAGAAAUUCUGCGAUGGACACUGGGAUUGCGUGAAUGAUGAGCUGAAUUGUGCGAAGAAUCUGUCCAAAUGUGGCACUCUCAAGUGCUCCUUCGACUGUCGUGACACUCCGGAGGGGCCCAAGUGCUUCUGUCCGCCUGGACAGGAGCCAAAUGGCACAGCUUGUCAGGACAUCGAUGAGUGCCAAGUGGAGAACAAGUGCGAUCAGCUGUGCACCAAUGUGCCGGGCAGCUAUCGAUGCUCCUGCGUGGCUGGAUAUACCAAAAUUGAUUGGAGAUGUCAGGGGAUUAAUGUGCCGAAAGAAGAGUCGCCCUCGUUGGUGUUCAUCACACAGAAAGAUCUACGUCGUGUGAGCAUGAGUGGCGAAUUGUGGUCAUUCAAUCCUGUCUUUCCUGUGCAAAAUCCCAUUGCAUUUGAGUUUUGGCACAGAAAUCGCAGUGUUUGCCUUCUGGCACCGUCGGCUGAUGGCAUUGUUGAGUUCAAUUGCCACAACAUCGAUGAUUUCAGCACACAAUGGCAUCUUCCGCUGCCCGAUGCAUAUCCCAAUCUUGAAACAAUUGAGCUGGUAAUGUUGGACUGGAUUUCGGGCAAUUGGUACUAUUUGGAUGCGGGAAAGGAGAUAAUCUUUGUGUGUACCAGCGAAAUGAAGCAUUGCACGGUGAUAUUGGAGAGAGACAUGGGAAAGGUGAGGGGAAUGGCUAUUGAUCCAACGGCUGGAUUCUUCUUCUUCACGAAGUGGGGCAACAAUCCGGCAGCCGUGGAGCGAUGUCUGCUGGAUGGGAGCAAUCGCACGAAGCUCGUCACGCACAAGAUUGUCUAUCCCAAUGGUGUGACACUGGAUUUGGCUAAUAAGCAUGUGUACUGGGUGGACACGUAUAUGGAUUUCAUUGAGAGGGUGAAUUACAAUGGGGAGAAUCGCUGGGGCAUCAAGAGACAGUUUUCACAUGUGUCGCUCAUUCAAUCGCUGCACGGUGUGACAUUCUUUGAGAAUGGUAUCUAUGUGACAUCAUGGAGGAAUCAUUCGGUGAUUGGGCUGGACAGGAAUGAACAAGUGGCCACGGUGAUUGUGGCCAAUUCUUCUGUGCCGGUGGGAAUUCACGUGUUUCACCGACAGCGACAACCUGAGGUGUCACAUCCGUGUCGUGAGCGUAAUGGCGAGUGUCAGCAUCUCUGCAUUCCGCUGUGGCGGAAGAAUGUGGCCAUAGCGCAGUGUCUGUGUGCCCCGGGAUAUCGGCUCAAGGGUCGCACGCAAUGUGUGCUGGUGAAGUUCUCAUCCUUUCUGCUGUUUGCACGCGAACAGCCGCCAAUGAUUAAGGGCAUUUCGAUGAAGAAGCAAGCGUCUGUGCAGGAUGCAAUUGUGCCAAUUGUUAAUAUUGAGUGGCCCGUAACGUUGGAUUACAGUGUGAAGGAUCAGGUGAUCUAUUUUGCUCACAAGAACAAGAAGAACAACACUUUCACCAUCGAAUCGCAAGGCUUGGAUGGCACUGGGAGAAGGAUUGUCAUAGCUGGAUUGCUGGGAUGCAAUGGCUUGGCGUAUGAUUGGAUGGGCGGAAAUCUCUUCUUCACCGACUCCACGUGGAAUACGAUAUCUGUGGUGAAGAUUAGUGAUUCACCAACACAAAAGACACUCAUUCCAGACGGAAUUGUUCAUCCUGAUGCAAUUGUUGUGGAUCCACAGCGUGGAAUAAUGUAUUGGACAACGUGGGUUGUAACUGGUUACUUUGGAUCUAUUCAGAGCGCCUGGAUGGACGGCACGCAUCGCAAUGUUCUGCUCCAAUCGAAUCUUCACUGGCCCACAGGAUUGACGCUGGAUCAUGCAAAUGGGAAGCUGUACUGGUGCGAUCCGAUAAUGCCGCUGAUUGAGCGAGCAGAUGUGGAUGGUAAGAAUCGUGAGGCGCUGUACAAUGGUAUGUCUGAGCACUUCUAUCCGCACUCCAUGGCCUUCAACGGUCAGAUGAUCUUCUGGACGGACAAUGUGCAGGGCAACAUUCGUUCUCUGAUCAUGGAUAAUGGUGAUGUGCGUGAUUCUGGUGAGCCACUAUUGCUGGAGCGCAAUCUCAUUGCCAGCAUGAAGGUGUUUGACAAUUCCAGUCAAACGGGGACGAAUGCAUGUACGGAGAGUGCAGCAAAUUGUCCAGGAAUUUGCCUGAUAACACCAAAUGGCUCUGUGUGCUCGUGCGGUGAUGGAUUCUCACUGAAUGCCAGCGGCACAACAUGCAUCCCGAGGGUGGAUUAUGUGGCGCCAACUGACUGUGCUCCUGGCUUCUUUCGCUGUCAGCACGAGCAUCGAUGCAUUGAAGUGCGCUUCCUGUGCGACGGCGACAAUGAUUGUCGCGAUGGGAGCGACGAAGCGGCGGGCGCUGAUGGUCCGUGCUCGACGAAGGAUCACUGCAACACGACAGCGGGGUAUUUUCAGUGUGACGGCAAUCGGUGUCUGCACAACGCGACACUGUGCGAUGGAAUUGCCCAUUGCAUAGACGAGAGUGACGAGGAUGCGACUCGUUGUCCGAACAUCACGUGCACAGACAGCCAAUUUCAGUGCAAAGUGACGAAGAGGUGCAUUCCGAACAUCUGGUACUGUGAUCAGCAUGCAGAUUGUGGUCCUGGAGAUGCGUCAGAUGAGCCAGAUGAUUGCGGCGAGUGUGUGGAGUAUGAGUGUGACAAUAAGGUGUGCGUGCCAUACGAGAUGAUCUGCGAUGGUUUCGACAACUGUGGCGAUCACUCUGAUGAGAAUGGAUGCAUGAGGGAGUGUCGCCUGGGGCAGAUUUACUGCAUGCCCAAGGGAUGUCUCAAUGAGAGUCUCAUUUGUGAUGGAAUUGUCGAUUGCUUCGACGCCAGGGAUGAGCAACACUGCGACAACACAACUCUGAGCGACAAUAAAACCAUCCGGCCGGAAUUUCAAUGUGGGCGAGAUGAGUUGAGAUGCCUAAAUGGGAUUGAGUGCUUUGCAAAGCACUUGCGCUGUGACUCUGUCAAUGAUUGCCUGGACAAGUCGGAUGAGCUUAAUUGCACGACAAUUACACCGCGACCGAGCUUCAAUGAGACGGUGAAGUGUGAGGAUCCCGAUCGGUAUUGUCACAGGACGAAUGCUUGUAUAAAAGUGGAGCAACUGUGCAAUGGCAUCAAUGACUGUCCAGAUGGCUCUGACGAAGGAUUCCGAUGCAGUGAGAAAUUGUGUGACUAUGAGAAUGAUUGCUCACACUUUUGCCACAAUGCUCCAGAGGGGAGCAUCUGCUCUUGUCCGCCGCAUAUGUUUCUGGCCAGCAAUGGGCGAACGUGCUCGAUGGAACAUGCAUGCGAACACUGGGGAACGUGUUCGCAGGUGUGCAAGCAGAGGGGCAAGAAGUAUGUUUGCCAGUGUCACGAAGGCUUCAUGCUGCAGUACGACAGAUUCUCCUGCCGGAGCACCAACAAGGAUUCUCCGUAUGUAAUCUUCAGUAAUCGCCAGGAGAUUCGCGGUGUAGAUCUCAAGACGCUGGCAGUGAAGAACUUCUACUCAGCUCUGCGUAAUACCAUCGCUCUGGAUUUCUUCUAUGGCAAUGACUCCGUGCAAAUCUACUGGACGGACGUGAUUGAUGACAAGAUCUACAGAGCGUCUCUGAUUGGAGACUCUCUGACGAAUGUCGAGGCUGUGGUGCAGUCGGGAUUGUCCACGGCUGAGGGAUUGGCUGUGGACUGGAUUGGCAUGAAUCUGUACUGGGUGGACUCGAAUCUGGAUCAGAUUGAGGUGGCAAAGGUGAAUGGGAGCUUCCGGAGGACUCUCGUGGCUGGCGAUAUGGAGAGUCCACGGGCCAUAGCUCUGGAUCCGCGUGAUGGUCUGCUGUUCUGGACGGAUUGGGAUGAGGUGGCGCCGCGUGUGGAGCGCUGCUCGAUGGCCGGUGAGCAUAGGAAGACAAUAAUGCAGGUGCAGCAGAUUCAGGGCGCGUGGCCAAAUGGCUUGACGCUGGACUACAAUCAGAGGCGCAUUUACUGGAUAGACGCACGAUCAGACUCAAUUCACACCACAGACUACAAUGGUGAGGAUCAUCACUUGGUGAUACGCGAUCCGGAGAUCUUAUCGCAUCCCUUUGGCAUAUCAUUGUUCGAGAAUCAUGUUUACUGGACAGAUUGGCGGACCAAUUCGGUGAUUCGUGCCAAUAAGUGGAAUGGCUCGGAUGUGGCGGUGAUUCAGAGGAAGUUGACACAGCCUUUUGGCAUACAAGUGCUGCACUCGAGUCGACAGCCGAGCGAUGGCAGAAAUCCCUGCGGCGCAAACAAUGGCGGAUGCUCGCACUUGUGCUUGUUGAGUGUGAAUGGCACUUAUCGCUGUCAAUGUCCGCAUGUGAUGCGCCUGGAUGGCAAUAAUCGCACUUGCAUUCCCAAUGAGCAAGUCUUGCUGUUUGUCACUGGUUCAGAGAUUAGAGGCGUUGAUCUGUAUCAACCUAAUCAUCACACAAUUCCCACCAUCAGUCACACAACGCAAGUCUUGGCGCCGGUGAAAAUUGACUUCCUCGUCAAUGGCAGUCGAUUGUUCUGGUCCGAUGUGCAGUUGAAUGAGAUCAAGACGUCUGGACUGUCCAAUGGACCCAUUGAGACAAUUCUGGACACGGAUAUUCCUCAACCGGUUGGCUUUGCCAUCGAUUGGACGGGGAAGGUGAUGUUUGUGUCAUCGGGAAGGACGGAAUAUCGGAUAAUUGCAUGCAAUUUGCAAGGUGAAUAUGUGACGGAGAUUCACACAAGUCUUCCGGAAGUGACGAGUAUUGCUGUCUAUCCGGCAUUCGGGCGACUCUUCUGGUCACAAUCCAAUAGUUCAACAGUCAACAAUACGCACAGGAUCAUGAUGAGUGCAAUGGAUGGAAGUGGGGUGGAAAUUGCCGUGGCCACAGAGCACAAAAUCGACAGUCUCACGAUGGAUUAUGAGGAGAAGAAGCUCUACUAUGUCUUCCCCCACGUGGGAUCAAUCUAUUACUAUGACAUUGUCCGGAAGAUGACUCAUGAGGUGCUCGCAAUGCAGAAUCCUCAGGUGUACGUGGGAAGUGUGACAGUGUACAAGGACAAUAUUUACUAUGCUGAGAAUUCGGAUAACACCAUUCGGAAGUGUGACAAGAAUCGAUGCGUGGGAAGUGAGAUUAUCAGGAACAACACGGCGGGCGUGCAUUCGCUCAGGAUGUUCUUCCCAGCAGCGCAAACGGGCGUGAGUGCGUGCAGUGAGAGGAGUUCAGGGUGUGAGCACUUGUGUCUGGCGACAGGGGAGCACACGAGUGUGUGCAAGUGUGCCAUUGGCUAUGUUCAGUGGCAGAAGAAUCCCACGAGAUGCCAGGGAACGGAGGAGUUUAUUCUCUAUUCGCUGAGCUAUGAACUCAAGGGAUUGCCGCUGUUUGAUGAUGUCAAGUCGUACAUGAUAAAUGGGGAGAAGAGUGUUCUGGCGCCCAUCUCGAGGAUCUCCUUGGCCUCCAGCAUUGACUAUCAUGCCAUGAGUGACUUGAUCUUCUGGGCGGACAGUGAGCGUGGCACAAUCACGAAGAUUCGACGCGACGGCACGGGAAGAGAAGUGAUUAUCCAUCAAUUUGACUUGGUAGACAGUAACAAUAGUGAUUCACCGAGUGGCAUUGCCGUGGAUUGGGUGGCGCAGAAUAUCUAUUGGAGUGAUGAGAAGAGGGAUUUGAUAGAAGUGGCGAGAUUUGAUGGAUCCUACAGAUAUGUGGUGGCGGCGAAUCUCAACAAACCCACGGCACUGGCUGUGGAUCCCAAAGCCGGACUGAUAUUCUACACUGGCGAUCGUCAGAUUGGCAUGGUUGGCAUGGAUGGCAGCUCGUCAUUUGUGCUGUACAAUCAGUCUGUGUCGGACUGCAAUAUCUUCCUGGAUAUUGACAAUCAGGUGGUGUAUUGGGUGGAGAUGCAGGCGGGAAAGGUGAAGAGGGUGGACUAUGAUGGGCAUCAGGUGACAACGCUGAUAUCUGAGGGUCUGACAAAUCCCGUGGCCAUUGCCAUUGCCAAUGGGCGGCUCUUCAUUGCGGAGAGUAUUCAUCAGAGGAGCACAAUUAAGAUGGCACCUCUGGCCAAUCUCACGGAUUUGACGACUAUCCGGACGGAGGCGAGUAGCUUGAGGGAUUUGAAGGUGUUUGGGCGACAUGUGCAGAAGGGAAGGAAUCCGUGUGAGCUGAACAAUGGCGGUUGUCAGGAGUUGUGCCUGUACAAUGGCUCUCAUCCCGUCUGUGCAUGCUCACAUGGCAGAAUCUCAGCCAAGGAUGGGAAGUCUUGUGAGGAUUAUGAGAAUUUCCUCAUCUAUUCCCGCAUGACGUCCAUCGAGAGCAUCCAUUUGACGGAUCACACAAACUUGAAUGGACCUGUGGCGAAGAUUCAGAACUCCACAAUGAUGAAGAACACCAUUGGACUGACAUAUGAUUAUCCCCGAGCACGCAUCAUAUACUCUGACAUUCACUCCAGCACAAUCAAUUGGGUGAUGUUCAAUGGCACGGAUCACAGGAUGAUUGUCAAUAAGCAGAUUUCCGUUGAGGGUCUCGUGUUUGAUGCUCUGAGUGAUCAACUGUUCUGGACAAGUAACAUCGAUGCCUCCAUUCGAUCUGUGUCAAUGAAGAACAUUUCCUGGGAUCAUCCGGCCAACAAUACGAAUCUCGUGAGGAUUGUGAUGAAGCUGAAGGCGGGCGACAAGCCGCGCGGCAUCGCGGUGGAGAGUUGCAUGUCAAUGGUGUAUUGGACGAAUUGGAAUCAAGUCACGCCGUCCAUUCAGCGAGCCUACAUCUCUGGCUAUGGUCUGGAGAGUGUGAUCACCACGGACAUUCGAAUGCCCAAUGCAAUAACGUUGGAUUAUGAGGCGCACAAGCUGUACUGGGCGGACGCGAGACUGGACAAAGUGGAACGUGCGGAUUAUGAUGGAUCGCACAGGAUCAUUCUGGCGCACUCAACGCCCAAACAUCCCUUCUCAAUGGCCGUGUACGGAGAUCUGCUGUUCUGGACAGAUUGGGUGCUUCACGCUGUGAUUCGAGCCAAUAAGUACUCAGGCAGCGAUGUUGUCUUCCUGCGGAAGGACAUUGGGCGUCCAAUGGGAAUUGUGGUUGUGCAAAACACCACACAAGAUUGCUCAGCUGAUCCGUGUAAAGUGUUGAAUGGCGGUUGUGAGGAUCACUGCAGUGUGGAUAAGAACUUCAAGGUGAAGUGCGAAUGUACACGAGGCCGUUUGGCGCCAGAUGGAAAGCGCUGUUUGCCCGCAAAUUCGUCAUCUUGCUCAGUGGACAUGUUUGAGUGUUCUUCCGGUGGAUGCAUUCCCUUCCACUUGACGUGCGACUCAGUGCACCACUGUCCGGAUGGAUCGGACGAACAAACGGCGUACUGUGCCUUCCGCACAUGUCCCACGAACUUCUUCCAGUGCGACAAUCACAGGUGCAUUCCGCAGAAUCAGACGUGCAACGGUGUGCAGAAUUGCGGCGAUGGCAGUGACGAAGCGCACUGCAACUGCACAGAUAAACACUUUCGCUGCAGCACGGGUCAGUGCAUCCCCAUCAAGUACAGAUGCGAUGGUGAUCCCGAUUGUCCUGAUCUGUCGGAUGAAAUCAACUGUGAGCGUCCCGUGUGCCACUUGAAAUCCAUCGCCAAUGCCGACAGUGUGCUUCAAUGUGAACACACGACAGCUUGCUACAUGCGCUCGUGGAAGUGUGACGGUGAAAAUGAUUGCUGGGAUGGCAGUGAUGAGGCCGAUUGUCCGGCCACGGUGAAAUCCACGUGUCCGGCGAGUAAAUUCACGUGUCCAAAUGGCGAGUGUAUUCCGCUGAUGUGGCGCUGCGAUGGUGAGGACGAUUGUAUGGAUGGUGGAGUUGAUGGAGCGGCUGCCGAUGAGAUGAAUUGCACACAGCAUUGUCUGCACAAUCAGUUCACGUGUCAGAUGAAUCGCUCGUGCAUUCCGGCAUCGUGGCAGUGCGACGGCCAGCCGGACUGUACUGAUGGCAGCGAUGAGGGUGAGCAUUGCCAGCUGAAGCCGUGUCCGGAGAACUACUUCCAGUGCAACAGCACGGGCAGAUGCAUCUCGCAGCUGUGGGUGUGCGAUGGCGAUAAGGAUUGCGCGAAUGGUGAGGAUGAGGCGCCCAUUCGUGACUGUGAUGCCCAGAGAUCGUGCUCCAUCUUGUCAUUCUACUGCAAGUCUGGCGAGUGUAUUGAUAUGCAGUACGUGUGCGAUGGCGAUGUGGAUUGUGAUGAUGGCAGUGAUGAAUUGCCGGGAUGUUCACCGGGUGUGUUUGCACAUGCCGUGUGUGGUCCGGGGAUGUUCAGAUGCAAUAACAGGGAGUGCAUCCCGAAGAACUUCACGUGUGACUUCCGCACAGAUUGCGAGGAUGCCAGCGAUGAGGAUCCCAAGAUGUGUGAGGACUCGAAGAUCAUCUGUGCCGGCCCGAAUCACUUCCGAUGCGAGACGGGUGUGUGCAUUUCCGAUGCCGAUGUGUGCAAUGGACGGGACGAUUGUGGUGACUUCAGUGAUGAAUUGGCGUGCGGUGUGAAUGAAUGUGAGGACAUCUCGAUGCCAAAAUGUGCACAGAAAUGCGUCGACAAGAAGGUUGGCUACGAAUGUACAUGCAAUGAGGGCUAUCGCGUGAGCACAAUUGAUCGGACACUUUGUGAGGAUGCCAAUGAAUGCGACGAUCGUCCGUGUAGUCAAAUAUGCAUCAACACGCACGGUUCCUAUCACUGUUCAUGUCAUGAGGGCUUCACGAUGCGUGAUAAGUUGAAUUGCAAGGCGAACAGUGAUGAGGAGAUGAGAUUGAUCUUCUCGAAUCGCUACUAUAUUCGUCAGGUGGACUUGUUUGGACGCAUGACACUCUUGGUGCACAAUUUGUCCAAUGCUGUGGCGCUGGACUUUGACUGGACAUCGCAAUGUUACUUCUGGUCAGACGUCACGACAACCGUGAGCUCCAUCCGGCGGUGGUGUCCGAAGGACAAUCGCACGGAUGUGCUGCAUCAGUCAUUGCUGCAGAAUCCCGAUGGAUUGGCUGUUGAUUGGGUGGGCAGGAAUCUGUACUGGUGCGACAAGGGUUUGGACACAAUUGAGGUGUCGACGCUGGAUGGAAAGUUCCGCAGAGUGCUAAUUGGGGAGAAUAUGCAGGAUCUGCAGGAGCCGCGGGCAAUUGUGCUGGAUCCCUUCCAGAAGUUCCUCUACUGGACAGAUUGGGGUGAUAAACCGCACAUUGGCAAGGCAGGAAUGGAUGGCAGCAAUCCGAGGAUCAUUGUUAAAGACGACUUGGGGUGGCCAAAUGCUCUGACCAUCAGCUUUGAGACGAAUGAGAUCUUUUGGGGUGAUGCGCGUGAGGAUUUCAUAGCCGUGAGUGAUUUUGAGGGACAGAAUCGCAAGGUGAUCAUCUCUCGUGCCAUUAAUCCGCAUGUGAAUCUCCAUCAUGUGUUCGCUAUUGCCGUGUGGGAGGACAGGAUAUACUGGACGGAUUGGGAUACAAAGUCCGUGGAGUAUUGCCACAAAUACACUGGACAGAAUUGCUCAACACUUGUGCAGACCAUUCAUCGUCCGAUGGACAUUCGUGUGAUUCAUCCGUACAGGCAGCGCGAGGUGGCGGACAAUCCGUGUCGUACGGCAAAUUGCUCCACACUCUGUCUGUUGGCGCCCAAUGAUGCUGGCUUCAAGUGCGCCUGUCCAGAUAACUUCUAUCUCGCCGCUGACGGUUCAUCGUGCGUGGCCAAUUGCACGGCAUCACAGUUCAAUUGCGCCAACACGUACAAAUGCAUUCCAUUCUACUGGAAGUGUGACGGCAUGGACGAUUGCGGCGAUGGCAGUGAUGAGCCGGGCAAUUGUCCGGCUUUCGCCUGUGAGCCUGGACAGUAUCAGUGUGGAAACAAGAAGUGCAUCCAUCCGAGCUACAUUUGCGACGGCACCGAUCAGUGUGGCGAUGGAUCGGAUGAGACGAAUUGCGACAAUUACGUGUGCUUCAACACACAGUUCAAGUGUCCGCGAGCGGGAAAUGUGUCCGCGCACUGCAUUGACUCGAUGAGGCGCUGUGACGACAGGGUGGAUUGCGCCGGUGAGGAGGAUGAGAAGAAUUGUCCCACCAAGUCAUGCUCGUCGAAUCACUUCCAGUGCACAAAUGGUCGCUGUGUGCCCAAAGUGUGGGUGUGCGAUGGCGAUGUGGAUUGCGUGGACGGAAGCGAUGAGCGCGACUGUCGGCGUCGCGAGUGUCCGGCCAGUGAAUUCAGAUGUAAAUCCGGAAGAUGUAUUCCGCCUUCUUGGCGCUGUGAUGGCGAACGCGAUUGUCCGCAGGGUGACGAUGAGCCGAGUGAGUGUGAAAUAUCUCAGUCCACGUGUGAACCGCUGCACUUCCGCUGCAACAAUUCAAAGUGCAUUCCUGGUCGCUGGCGCUGUGACUAUGAGAAUGACUGUGGUGACAACAGUGACGAGGUGAAUUGCCAGCGAAGGAACUGCUCAGAAUCGGAGUUCAGAUGUGGCGAUGGGAGGUGUAUUCGCGGGAGUCACCGAUGCGAUGGUGAAUUCAAUUGCGAGGAUCGCAGUGAUGAGAGAAAUUGCUCAGUUUCCUGUGCCAAGGAUGAGUUUCAGUGUCACGAGGCGGCUCUGUGCAUUCACAUCAGCCACAGAUGCGAUGGUGAUGAUGACUGCAUCGAUGGGAGUGACGAGAUGAACUGCGAUUGUCUGCGAUCGGAGUUCAGGUGCAAGAAUGGCAAGUGCAUCGCCAAUCGCUUCCGCUGCGAUGGUUGGAAUGAUUGUCUGGAUGGGAGUGAUGAGGAGAUCAGUGUGUGCACCACAUGUCACACAUCGGCCUUCCGAUGUCGCAAUCAUCGCUGCGUGAGUCGCUCCACGCUGUGUGACGGUCACGAUGACUGUGGCGAUGAGAGUGAUGAGCAGAAGUAUGUGUGUCAGGAGUUGCAAAGGUGUUUGCCGCAUGAAUUCCGCUGCACUUCCGAUGGCGCUUGUAUUGCCGAUCACUUCAAGUGCGACGGGAAGCCCAACUGUGCCGAUGCCAGUGAUGAGAUGAAUUGUCGCAAUGUAUCCUGCGACUUUGGCACGUGUAGUCAGGUGUGCUUGGAGAAGAAGGCGGGAAACUACAGCUGUAAGUGCCAAGCGGGAUAUGUGAAGGGGCCGAUGAAGAAUGACACGUGCCGGGCGACGGGCAGAGAGAAGUUCCUCCUGAUUGCCGCAGAGAGUGAGUUUCGCUUUCUGGCGCCGGACAAACCGGACGGGAGUCUCGUGAUGGGAUUCGCCUUGCCGCCCACAUCCAAGAUCACGGCUUUUGACAUUCUAACCACGGAGAAUGAUCUCUACAUAUUCUGGAUUGAUGCAUUCAAUAAUCACAUCAUGAAGCUCAAUGCGAAGGAUUUCGUGGUGGAUAAGAAGAAGUCCACAAAAUCAUACGAAUCCAGUGCGGAGAAGACAAAGAUGCGGGGCAAGAGAGACUCCAGCGAUGGACUGAUCAUUGUGAAUGGCGUUGGGAAGCCGGUGGCAUUGGCCAUUGAGUGGGUAACGCGGCGACUGUACGUGAUUGAUGCCAAAAUCAACACGAUCGUGACAACGGAUUUGGAUGGGAAUGACUUGGUGUCGCUCGUCAGCACGGGUUACACUGCAUUAGACUUGGUUCUCAAUCCCGCCAUGCGUCAGAUGUUCUGGACAACGCAUGCCGUGAGUGGAAUCCUGACGGCGGGCCUGGAUGGGACGGGCAAGAAGAUUCUGCUGCCGCUGGACUUUGAAUGGGCCACGAGUUUGGCGAUGGAUUACACCACCAAUCGUCUGUACUGGACAAAUCAUGUGGGCACCGUAGAGAUGGUGCAGCUGAGGGGAAUGGAGAAGCCGGUGGAUCGUCGGGUGAUUAUGGGUUAUUCGUCGGACAAGAGUCGCGCCAAGAAGCUUGAUGUCUUCGAGGAUUCUGUCUAUGUGACCCUGCAAAAUCAGACAAUUGUGCGAAUCAAUAAGUUCGGACAUGGCGACGCAGUAGUGCUGCUGAAGUCAAAUCACCGAAGCGCCACCAUCAGAAUUGAGCAUCCACUGAAGCAGAACUCCAAUAUCAGCAAUCCGUGUGUCCAUCAUCCGUGUCAUCCCAAUGCCACGUGUCUGCUGUCGAAUGCGAAUCCCGCCGAGAGGAAUUGUCUCUGUUCUGACGACACGUUGCGCUCGAAGGACGGCGAUCCCGAGUCAAUCACGUGCACAACACUGGGGCAAAUCCCGUCGGCGUGUCAGCUGCAGUGCAACUCCGGCUCGUGCAUCUUCCACAAUGGCGAGUGGAAGUGCUCGUGUCCGCCGCAGUACUCGGGCGAAUUCUGUGAAAACUACCGCUGCUCUGGCUACUGUAAGAACAAGGGCAUGUGCUACAUCGACCUGAUAGCGGCGCAUCACGAUGCCAAGGAGCCGCCGCCGCUGCGCUGCAACUGUCCCAGCGCGUGGACGGGCGAGAGAUGUGAGAUCAGUGCGAUUCUCUGUCGCAAGUUCUGCCACAAUGGCGCCGCGUGCGUGGACGGCGGCAAGAAUGGCACUCAGUGCGUGUGCGCCGAUGGCUUCCAGGGCAAUCGCUGCGAGUACUGCUCGGAUCUGAUGUGUGACAAUGGCGGCGUGUGCCGCAAGACGGUGAAUGGCGUGAGUGCGUGCGACUGUCCGGACAGAUUCUCCGGCAGGAUGUGCGAAAUUGACUCGUGCGCCAACUUUUGCUCCAAGAACGGCAAGUGCAGCAUUUCCAUGUCGGGUCCGCGAUGCAAUUGCAAUCCAGGAUUCACGGGCGUCAAUUGUCAGUCCGCCGUGUGCGAUAAGUGUCUCAAUGGCGGCGUGUGCAACGUGACCGAAGAGUCUGGCGUCCAGUGCGUCUGUCAGCGAGGCUUCUCAGGUGAAUUGUGCGAAGUGGACAUUUGCAAGGAGAAUCCGCAGCACGAAAUAUGCUCGCCGCCCAAUUGUGGCUCACUCUAUUGCCAGAACGGCGGCACUUGCAGCUCAGAGAAUGGCAGUCUUGUGUGCAAGUGCACGAGUGACUGGUCAGGAGAAUUCUGUCAGAAGUUCAUCGGUGGCACUGAGUGUGACAAUUACUGUGGCAAUAAUGGGAUUUGUCAGCUAGACGUGCAGAAUCAGCCGGUGUGCAUCUGCAUUGGUGACUGGACGGGCGAGAGAUGCAUGACGCCGCCGGACUGUCGAGGCGAGUGUGGCGAUUGCGAGCCCGGCAACUCGAUCAACGAGUGUCGCUGCGCCGACGGUCUCUAUCAGCCAUGCCGCGAAGUCUUCACCGUGGCAGAGAAGUCCACCAGUGGCACUGUGGCAACUCUGGUGAUUAUUCUCAUUGUCAUCUUCGUCCUGCUGACCGCCUUUCUCGGCGGCACCUUCUUCCUGCGACGCCGCCGCAUUGGGCAGCCCUUCUCGCACGCUCGUCUCACGGAGAAUGUGGAGAUCACGAAUCCCAUGUACCUCGGCGAUGCCGAUGACGGGCCGGUGUUCGUGCAGGAGGAGGACAAGGGACACUUCGCCAAUCCCGUGUAUGAGUCCAUGUACGCGGGCGCCGGCGGUGGUAAUGCGUCUGGCGCUGCCGUGAGCGGAGGCACGGCGCUGGAGGUGUCUCAUGUGGCGCCGGAGGAGAAGAAGGGACUACUGCAACAUAAUCAGGAUGAUGCAUCCAAUCACGAUCUUCUAUGAUCAGCGCUCAGAGGACCUCCAGCCACCGAGGCUCUCAGGAGCUCCUCUUAGCCCAAAGGCAGUGUGCGUGCGUGUGUGUGUGUAAAUAAGGCUCAAUGGCUGUUUUAAGAUGAUUCUUCUCAAAUAUUUCGAUGGUUAUAUUAACGAAAAAAAAACAUGAUGCAAAGUAUAGGCAACUAAAAUGAACACUGAGGAGCAAUUAGGGAUAUAGUGUAAUUGAUUUUUACUUACGCUCUGGAUCCAAUUAUUACGUUGUGAGAUUAUUAUUUUUCUUCCACAAGAUAAAAGAUUGCUAUUAGUGCGUAAUUUCAUCACUGUGCAGCUCAAUAUUGAUAUUAAUAUAACAAUUUUUGACUAUCUGGCAGAGAAAAUCUCGAAUGUUACAGAAAGCAAGCUCAAAGUGCCAUUUGAUUUAUUUGUCUUAGAAGACAGUCAAAGUUAGAAUUUACCAUUAAGAGAUUAUGUGCAGAUUUAUAAGCGAGUAAGACUGUAAUUUUUGAAAAAUAAUUUGAGAAUUAUAGAACAAUUCUUUGAAUAUCAACUCUUUAAAUUUGUGGUACAACUACUCACCAUGGAGUGCCGCUGCGUUACUUAUCAGCCGAGACACCCUGGACGAAUUGUUCAUCGACUAUUCGAAGAGAAAGGACAUAUUUUUGACGAAUCAAGAGAAGACAUAAUUAUAAUUUCCGUUUGUCAGUAUGAUUUUUAUUUUUAGAGACGCAUUUAAUUUGGUAUUAAUUUUAAAACCAUAUAAACUAUACAGCAAUAUAGUUUAUAUUUAUUCACUUUUAAUUCAACACACAGCAAUUUGACGUUGUUUAAAUUCAUAUUAAUUUAUCCUUUGUUUGUUUUACUUUUAGUUUUCUUAAUAUUACUUUGCAAUUGAACUACUUUUGAAGCAAACACACAUUCUCCACACUUUUUGUUGGAAGAAAAUAGGGUUUGUUUUGUCAAAUAAGGUUCUUUUUUUUUUGUUCUUCAUAGUGCAAAAAAGAAAUGUUAAAUGGUUUUCUUACAGCAGAUUACUUAAUUACCAACUAUACUACUAUACUUAUCUGUUAUUACACUGAUAUUAUUAUUUAAAUUCAUCCAUAAGAUUCUUCUUUAAUUCCCUUUUCGUUUAAUCAACUCGGAAGUCGCCUUCCUAUACUUCUUUUUUUCACCUUCUCUAGUAUAUUUUAUAUAAAAAUGGAUUUUCACUAUUUCUAUCAUCUACGUUUAAAAUGAGUCAACAGAACAAACAACUGUCUAACAAGAUACAAUAUUUACGUGCAUAGCAAAACCGAUUGUAAAAAAGAGACAACAAAAUAAAACAUUCUCCUCAUUGUACAUUGAAUACCAACUAAUUUGCUAUCAUUUACUCAUUAAACAUUCAUAGUAUAUUAAUUGACAUUGAGUUUUAUCUUAAUUUGUAUCGUUCUUUAUUUAUUUAUUUUUUUUUUACUUUUUUGUGUAUAAUGGGAAAUGCAAUAUCAUUAUUUCUCAAUAUUAUUUUGUGUCUCGUUUGUAUUUGUGAUCAUCUUGUAUUUUUUUUUUAGUAAAACCAUUAAUUUAGCCUUUAACAUUGUAUUUAUACGCAAAAGUAGUAGUUUCUCUCUCUCUCUACUUCUUCCCGAGUGCGAAAGAACAUGAAGAAGACACUUACAAUGUAAACGAAGAGGAAA
Messenger RNA from Phlebotomus argentipes, 15605 nucleotides. It is a transcript of the gene LRP1, whose product is annotated as prolow-density lipoprotein receptor-related protein 1. The coding region runs from base 1 to 13941 and encodes 4646 amino acids. Lineage: Eukaryota; Metazoa; Arthropoda; Insecta; Diptera; Psychodidae. Gene Ontology annotation, molecular function: protein binding; calcium ion binding. The record is from RefSeq and is a predicted model, not a curated record. The transcript is spliced from 16 exons.